Messenger RNA from Candidozyma haemuli, 615 nucleotides. RefSeq names its product dihydrofolate reductase (gene DFR1). Gene Ontology annotation, molecular function: dihydrofolate reductase activity; NADP binding. Gene Ontology annotation, cellular component: mitochondrion. Gene Ontology annotation, biological process: dihydrofolate metabolic process; folic acid metabolic process; glycine biosynthetic process. The transcript has a single exon. NCBI's taxonomy places the organism in Eukaryota, Fungi, Ascomycota, Pichiomycetes, Serinales, Metschnikowiaceae. The record is from RefSeq and is a predicted model, not a curated record. Bases 1 to 615 code for a protein of 204 amino acids.
AUGUCUGCCCGUCCUAAAAUCUCCCUAAUUGUCGCUGCCCUUCAGCCUUCCAUGGGCAUUGGCGCCAAAGGCAAGCUACCCUGGCGUCUUAGACAGGAAAUGAAGUACUUUAAGGAUGUCACCACCAAGGCCAAGGAAGGUUACGUGAACGCGGUGAUAAUGGGCAGAAAAACGUGGGAUCUGAUUCCUCAGAAGUUCAGACCGCUUCCUGGAAGAGUCAAUGUCAUUUUAUCUCGGUCUAACAAGAACGAGACCGAUUCAGAUGGUGUUCUUCACUAUAACUCAUUUGACAGUGUAAUGCUGCAAUUCGAGGCGGACGCUUACCGCGUCGGUGAGAAGCGUUUGGAUAAGAUAUUUAUCAUUGGCGGAUCCCAAGUAUACAACUCGUUGGUGCUUGAUCCAAGGGUGGACAAUUUACUUGUGACGCAUAUAAACUAUGUGGGAGAGGAGUCUGAGAAGCCUGAAAUGGAUACUUUCUUGGAUUGGGACCUCUCGAAAUGGAAGCAGGCGGAGCACAAAUCCCUUGCGGAAUUUGUCGACAUUGAGGUACCACAGGUGCCCAUUACAGAGGGAUCCUACAGCUACAAUUAUACUAUGUGGGAAAAACUUCAUUAA